Linum tenue is the source of this 5666-nucleotide messenger RNA. Lineage: Eukaryota; Viridiplantae; Streptophyta; Magnoliopsida; Malpighiales; Linaceae. The record is from the annotation of a GenBank genome assembly.
CCAAGAAUCACAAAUAUCCUUUUACCUUUUUCAUUCCUUCCCCACAAUGGUAUACCAAAUCUUCCCUUGACUGAAAAGGGACCCAAGUUUCUAUUACCUUACAAUACAGAAUCACAUCUUGGUAAAUGGUCUUUUACAUCAAACUCUACUCCUUCCCCUUCCCUACUUUGAUGCCUGAUCACUGAGCGGUUUAUUUGCAAUGGGCAAGCUAAAGUUCUCUUUUACAACUUCUCUAUCAUCUCAACUCUGACCACCUCUAGCUUUCUUCAACUUGUUCUUCUCCUGGGCCUUCUUUUUCUUCGCCUCGGCUGUAACCCAGGUGUAAUCUGGAGGAAUGACAAACGGGUCCUGAGUCGUCUCGAUCCUGCUGCUCGGACAUCCAUUUGACGAGUUAGCUCGUUGAUACGGUGCCUUGAUCCACUGAAACCAGGACGAUGAGCUUGCGGAUUGUGUCAUUCCAGGGCUCUCUCUGCCUCCCAGGGCCGGACACGGGCUUGAUGGUGGAGUAGCAAAUUCUUCCAACGGCUGCAGCUCUUCAAACUUGGUAAACGUAACGAGGACUCUAAUGGUGGGAACAACAGGGAUAGCUACCUGGACUGGAAACGUUCCCAGAGGGAGUUUUGUGGUAAGCAGCUCUCUUAAUCGGCGAAUUGCUUUAACUUUGUUAGCGAGGAUGUCAAGCAAAGGGAGAAGCUCUUCGGUCUGCAAUGGGAAGUUUGGAGACAGCCACAGUGUUGGCCUCAACCCUUUCUUAUACUCAUUGUCUCGACCUCCUUCCUUCCUGCGGUUACUAGCUUCAGAACUUGCCGAAGUAGACGCCUUUGCUUCCCUUCCUCUCCUGUGCUCGUCCCUCACAGUCACCUCCACGGAAUGCCUUCCGGGUCUUGUUUGACUAGCAGGUGGGGAGUCCCCAAGAAGAUCACUCACCUUCUCUUCCACACAUAGGGAACUUCUAGGUGGAACAAUUUUCUUCUGUCCUUCAACUUUCUGGUCGCGUUUCCUCCAUCCCCCAAACCAUCCUUUCUUCUCCUGCUUAGUCUCCCCAUUCCUGAAGUCAUUACCAUCUUCAAUCGGAAUAUCCCUAUGAUCAUAAGAACUAUGCCGAUGUGCAACCAUCCCAUCACCAUUCUCACUGCUUAACUCUGAAGAAUCCAGUUUUAGAGCCAAUUCAAGUUGCCUUCUUUCUUCUUCUGUCAAAAUGUCAUUAAGCUCCUCACUUUCUGUUUCAUUCUCAUUGGAAGAUGCGAAGAACUCAUCAUCUGACAUUGCCCCUGGGACCCUCCUGGAUUUUAUGCUAACAACCACAUUAUGCAUGUCAUAGACCUUAGCCUUCCAUUGACCAACGAGUUCUGAUUUCUCCUGCCUCCUCCACGUUAAUUGUGGCAAAAGGACUGCCUGAGUUACAUCAAUUCCAGGGCGGAAAAUGUUUGUCUGAGACAUCGCAUUCACUUCUUGUUUAACCUCGUCAUCGGUUGCAGGCGCACCCGCACCAUCAAGAGCAUUCAUCACCUCUUUGUCUUUGUGUGUUAUCAUGCAAAGUGAGCCAGGAGGCACUUUCCCAUCUUCAGAUCCAUCACCAAGGAAAAGGAUGCUCUGAUCCAAACGUUGAAUCCUAAAACCGUCGAACCCGGCCAAGGUCAUAUCCGCUCUCAAGUUUGCACCUCUCUUCCAAAUCUUGUAAGUAUCAGAAGGAGCAAUCCUUGAGAUAAAAGGAAUCACAGAACUCUCAAAAUGGAAUGUGAUCUCCAUAUAGAAGUCCCUCAUCCUAUGCAUCGUCCCAAUCAAACGAGGCAGCCUCCUGCACCAUUUGGCCCAAGCCAAUGGCUGGUAAUGCCUAACAAUCGUCAUUGCAAUUGCCUCUUCUCUGUUACAAAUUGCUUCUUGAAGAGCACUCCAACCCUGCUCAUUCUGCAAGCUCCAAUCAACACCAGCUACCAUGAGCAUCUCGGCAGCAGUCUCGUCGCCCAAUUUGACAGCCAAGUGAAGAGGGGUUUCACGGUUGGGGACAUCACGCCUAUCAAUAACAGCAGAGAUGGCAUCAGCCUUCACUUCUUCAGCCACUGAAGCUGACUCGGUCUGAAUCUCAGCUGGGUUGCAGAGCCUAGGCAGCCCAGCUAGAAUUUUUCUAAGACCAACAUAAUCCCUGGUUGCAACAGCCUUGUGCACAGGGCUAUGUGCGUACUUUGAAACAUCAACACCCGCCAUAUUUCAGAAGCGAACUCCAAGCAAUCAAAACCCAAUUCCUCCCUCGCUUCAAAGCCAAGUCAGAGCCCUAGAAACCAAGAGAUGGAUAGAGUCAAGCCCAGUUAUAUUGCUCUCUUUACACUGCUAAAUUACCAACCACCGAACGAGAACCGAAUGGUAAAAUCAGGGAAGGCAGUCGAGGAUCGCAGAACAAACCCAAAUCUUAGAAAACCUCAAACAGCCCAACAAGCCUCCAAUCCAGCUUCCUCAAGCUAUGACAAUAUGUAUCUCCAUUCAAAGAAUGAACUGAAUUAUGAAUCAAUGCCCCGAAAUCCAAAUCAUCUCCAUCAAAGACCCAUACCCAGUUCAACUAAUAGACUCAAAGUGAAAGAGGGGUUGCAGAUUUCUGCUAACACAAAGCAAAAUAACUGCUUGCGGCGCCAAACAGAAAGAAAGAUCCAAAGAGGGAACAAGAAAUCUCACCGUGUCUUCCUUCCUUACUCCUCUACUUCUCCUUCUUCAACACAUAUGCUCCUCCAAAUGAAAGAGUCAGCCAAGAAGAAUCCCUCUUUCUGCUGCUCUCUGUCACGUACACUUCUCUUUCUCUCUCUCUUUCUUCUGAUCCAAUCCAGAUCAGACAAAUCGAAGAGCAUGCAUGUGAGGGGCCUGUGCUGUGUCCAAACAAAAUAUAUGACUUGAAAAAGAGAGAGAGGGGAAAGGAAAAUUCUUUUAUAAAAACAAGGGGGGAAAAGGAAGCACUUAUAGCAGAACGACGCACAGAGGAAGGGAAUCUGGCAAAAGAGAAUCAACCAUGAUGGAAGGAAGGUAGGGGAUGAGAAGAGAAGAGAAGAGAAAGAGGGAAUCAAGAAAGGAAUGGAAGAAAACAACAAAACCCCAUCUUUUCUCCUAAGACUCCUAACCCAACCCUCCAGCAAUGAACUCAGAGAAAGGGGCAAAGCUAGCAGUAGAAUCAAGAUGGAAAAAAUGAAAGGGUUGAGAAGAUACUAGGAGGUAGAUUUAGGGAAAGGAAGAAUCAAAGUCAAGCACUGCUCAAGUAAAAACGAUAAGAAAGAAAAGAAAGACCUGGAAAAUGGAAAUUAAUCACAGAGAUGGAGAGAGAGAGAGUAGACGAAGCAAAUAAAAGAAAAAGAAAUUAAAGUGGAGAGAGAAAGAGAUAGGGAUGGCGGUCUGAAGGGUGAACUCUGAACCAGUGAAAGCGACUGGAGCAGGAAAUGAAGGGGAAGAGGGAAACUGGCUACUCAAAAGCAUAAAAACAGGCUAUUUGUUUCUCUAUUGUAUUUCAGUCUCCUUCCCCAUUAACCGCCACACUUGGAGCUGCUGCAAGAAUGAACAGAUUGGUCGCGAGGAGGAAUCUUUACUCGAAUCACGAUCAACUGAAGUUUCCAUGGAAGAGAGGCUUCUGUAGCGGCGGCGAAGCUGCUGCAGCAGCAGGAUCAAGUCCUUCUUCCGGCCAUCUUAACCAUCAGGAUAAGCAUGGAACUUUCACUGGAAAUGAGCAACCUUACGACCUUGCCAUUGUCGGAGGAGGCAUGGUGGGGAUGGCCCUAGCUUGUUCUUUGGCAACAAAGCCCCUGACGAAGCACCUGAAAGUUGCCAUUAUUGAUAGCAAUCCUGCUUUGGCUAAAAAGCUGUCAAUCAAGAGGGAGGAUCCACCUGAUCCGAGGGUCAGUACGGUGACACCAGCAACCAUUGCUUAUUUCCAAGAUGCUGGUGCUUGGCAACACGUUCAGCAGCAUCGGCAUGCAUAUUUUGAUAAGAUGCAGGUCUGGGAUUACACUGGCUUAGGAUAUACAACAUACGACGCCAGAGACGUAGACAAAGAUGUUUUAGGGUGUGUUGUAGAGAAUCGAGUGCUUCAUAGUUCUUUGUUAUCACGUAUUGAGGAUACAGACUUCCAAAAGAUGAUCUACCCUUCUAGGUUGGCUUCAAUGAUUCGAUAUCCAAGUUCUUCAUUGAAGGCAGAUGAUAACACUAGAGAAGCAUCAUACACGAAAGCGGGAUUAGUAAAGCUAGAAAUGAGUGAUGGAAGCAGCCUAUACACGAAGUUGGUGGUUGGAGCUGAUGGGGCCAAGUCACAAGUCAGGACUCUUGCAGGAUUUAGAACUACUGGGUGGAACUAUUCACAGAAUGCCAUCAUCUGUACCGUUGAGCAUUCUGUUGAAAAUCACACUGCUUGGCAACGGUUUUUACCAGAUGGUCCAAUUGCUCUGUUGCCGAUCGGGAAUAAUUUUAGCAAUAUUGUCUGGACCAUGAACCCAGAGCAGUCAUCAGACUUGACGGCGAUGAAUGAGGAUGAAUUUGUAAAAGCUGUAAAUCAUGCUCUGGAUCACGGAUAUGGCCCUCAUCCAAAGUCAAGCUUCUCAAACGGCACUAACAAGUUUUCAUUCCUUGGGGGAAACUUGACAAUGUCGAUCAAUGAAUCUUUCGAGGUUCCACCAAAGGUUGUGAAGUUGGCUUCCAAGAGAGCUGCAUUUCCCCUGUCCUUGAUGCAUGCUAACGACUACAUAGCAAAACGUAUUGUCCUUAUUGGCGACGCAGCACAUGCUGUUCAUCCUUUAGCUGGCCAAGGAGUUAAUUUGGGUUUCGGAGAUGCAUUUACCCUCUCAAGAAUCAUCGGCGAAGGGGUGGCAGUGGGAACAGACAUUGGGGAGGUCUCACUGUUGAGAAAGUAUGAAGCAGAAAGGAAACCUGCGAACGUGGCAAUGAUGGCUCUCCUGGAUGGUUUUCAGAAGCUAUACUCGGUUGAUUUCGGGCCUCUUAACGCGUUGCGUGCUGCUGCCUUUCAUGCCGCCAACUACAUUUCACCACUCAAGAGGAGUAUCAUCUCCUAUGCCUCGGGAGAGCAGAGAUUACCCAUGUUCCCAUGAAACCAGAGGUGAUGAGACUUCCAGAGUUCUGGAAACAAUCUCGACGAAUCCGUGUAAUAAAUGGUACUUCACUUGAACGGAUGUAUAGAAUAGGAGUUUACUUGUUCUCCUUUUCUCAACUAUCUGGUCUAGAUAAUGCAUCUAUCCUGCUUUGUUAUCCCAAAUCCACUUCCUUCUUAGAGGGGGCAUUGUAAUUGAUGCUCAUUGUAUGUAUCUCGUGUGUUAGCGAACUUAUGUACAUAAACUAGUCAAAUGUUCACAUCUGAACUAAUUACUGCAACAAAAACGCAUCCCGAAUUACGCGAGCAGCGACUCUGGACGAGAGGCGUGAGAUGAUCUCGGGGAGAACCCUGGCUGAUAUGCCAGGCAGAACGGGAAGAAGCUCGCGUACAAUCUGGGCUGUGUUGGCGCCCCCCUGUGGAUGUGGUUGAAAGCGAGCUCCCGGCAGUUAGGAACUCAACGACCUUCUGGACGUUGUUGAGAAUGACUUUGUCCUCCUCGGUUAUGCUGGGGAGAAAAGCUGCUGGUGGUCUAAAGGGUCUAGGAACCAUGCUGAAGACAGGAGGAGCAUUUCCAAAUCCAACAAGUGCCAGU